Molecule: messenger RNA, 2026 nt
Organism: Pteropus alecto (black flying fox)
Lineage: Eukaryota; Metazoa; Chordata; Mammalia; Chiroptera; Pteropodidae
Gene: ALAS2
Product: 5'-aminolevulinate synthase 2
Exons: 11
Coding region: 140-1900 (586 amino acids)
Biological process (GO): hemoglobin biosynthetic process; heme biosynthetic process; erythrocyte development
Cellular component (GO): mitochondrion; mitochondrial matrix
Molecular function (GO): 5-aminolevulinate synthase activity; pyridoxal phosphate binding
Source: RefSeq, a predicted model, not a curated record
AAUGCAAGGCCAGGCCAGCAGAAGGCAGGGUGGGUGGAGCUGAGCCAAGAAGGAAGGGAUAAAUGCCAAGUCCUGACCCACAGUGCCCACUCGUCCUUCGUUCGUCCUCAGUGCAGGGCAACAGGACUUUAGGCUCAAGAUGGUGGCAGCAGCUAUGUUACUACAGUGCUGUCCAGUGCUUGCCCAGGGGCCCACAGGCCUCCUGAACAAGGUGAUUAAGAUUCACCAGUUCCUGUUUGGUAUUGGACGUUGUCCCAUCCUGGCCACCAAAGGACCAACCUGUUCUCAAAUUCACCUUAAAGCAACCAAGGCUGGAGGAGACUCUCCAUCUUGGGCCAAGAGCCACUGUCCCUUCAUGCUGUCUGAACUCCAGGAUGGGAAGAGUAAAAUUGUGCAGAAGGCGGCCCCAGAAGUCCAGGAGGAUGUAAAGACUUUCAAGACAGACCUACCCAGCUCCCUGGUCUCAACCAGCCUGAGGAAGCCAUUCUCCAGUCCACAGGAGCCAAAGGAAAUUUCAGAGGCCACAUACCUGAUUCAGAACCACAUAACUGGAAACCAUGUCUUUGGUUAUGACCAGUUUUUCAGGCACAAGAUCAUGGAAAAGAAACAGGAUCACACCUACCGUGUGUUCAAGACCGUGAACCGCUGGGCUGAUGCAUACCCCUUUGCCCAACACUUCUCUGAGGCAUCUGUGGCCUCAAAGGAUGUGUCUGUCUGGUGCAGUAAUGACUACCUGGGCAUGAGCCGGCACCCUCGAGUCUUGCAAGCCACACAGGAGACACUGCAGCGUCAUGGAGCUGGAGCUGGUGGCACCCGCAACAUCUCAGGUACCAGUAAGUUUCAUGUGGAGCUGGAGCAGGAGCUGGCUGAACUGCACCAGAAGGACUCAGCCCUGCUCUUUUCUUCCUGUUUUGUGGCCAAUGACUCUACUCUCUUCACCUUGGCCAAAAUUCUGCCAGGGUGUGAGAUUUACUCAGAUGCAGGCAACCAUGCUUCAAUGAUCCAAGGUAUCCGCAACAGUGGAGCAGCCAAGUUUGUCUUCAGGCACAAUGACCCUGACCACCUGAAGAAACUUCUAAAGAAGUCCAAUCCUAAGACACCCAAAAUUGUGGCCUUUGAGACUGUUCACUCCAUGGAUGGUGCCAUCUGUCCCCUUGAGGAGUUGUGUGAUAUAGCCCAUCAGUAUGGGGCUCUGACCUUCGUGGAUGAGGUUCAUGCUGUAGGACUAUAUGGUUCCCGGGGCGCUGGGAUUGGGGAGCGUGAUGGAAUUAUGCACAAGAUUGACAUCAUUUCUGGAACUCUUGGCAAGGCCUUUGGCUGUGUGGGUGGCUACAUUGCCAGCACCCGUAACUUGGUGGACAUGGUGCGUUCCUAUGCUGCUGGCUUCAUCUUCACCACUUCACUGCCUCCCAUGGUACUCUCUGGGGCUCUGGAAUCUGUGCGGCUGCUCAAGGGAGAGGAGGGCCAAGCCCUGCGGCGGGCCCACCAACGCAAUGUCAAGCACAUGCGCCAGCUACUAAUGGACAGGGGCCUUCCUGUUAUCCCCUGCCCCAGCCACAUCAUCCCCAUCCGGGUGGGUGAUGCAGCACUGAACAGCAAGAUCUGUGAUCUCCUGCUCUCCAAGCAUAGCAUCUAUGUGCAGGCCAUCAACUACCCAACUGUCCCUCGGGGUGAGGAGCUUCUGCGUCUGGCACCCUCCCCACACCAUAGCCCUCAGAUGAUGGAAGACUUUGUGGAGAAGCUGCUGGUAGCUUGGACUGAGGUGGGGCUGCCCCUCCAGGAUGUAUCUAUUGCUGCCUGCAAUUUCUGUCGCCGUCCUGUGCACUUCGAGCUCAUGAGUGAGUGGGAACGCUCCUACUUUGGGAACAUGGGGCCCCAGUAUGUCACCACCUAUGCCUGAAAAGCCAACUACCUCAGAUUCCCACCCCACCUGCACUUCACUUGGAACUGCACCUCCUGUCCUCUGCUUUGUUGUGUGCCUCCAGCUGACCUGAGUCUGAAAACAAAUAAAGAGCAAACUGCAGCA